UAAAUAGGAAGUGGACGUUGCUAAACACACUGUACAGUCCGAGGCAGAGGUGGUGAGGGUGUAUACGAUAACUAACAGAGCAUUUUUAAUUUUUAUUUUCUGAAGUGAAGUUUGAGAGUCGGGACUUAGAAUGGAGAUCCUCUUCAUCUUCACCUUCUGCCUGAUUAUAGCUGGUUCUGAUGCUGUAACUACAGUAACUGGAUACAGAGGAAGAUCAGUUCAGAUUAAAUGCCCCUACGGAUCUGGAUAUGAAGAAUACAAGAAGUAUCUCUGCAGAGGUAAAUGUCCCCGUGUGGGGUAUAAUGAUGUUCCUGUUCGUUCUGGAUCUCCGGCUAAAGACACCAGAUUCUCUCUGUAUGACGACACAACAGCCAAAGUCUUCACCGUCACCAUCACUGAUCUGAGAACAGAGGAUGGAAACACUUACUGGUGUGGAAUAGAGCAGACAGGGUAUGAUAGUUACACAGAGCUUCUACUGCUGGUUAAAACGGAUGAUCCUGCCAUCACUACUGUCUCACACUCCACACACACCACACACUCCGCUUCAACACAGUCUGCUUCAACACACUCCAUGAGUCCAUCAGUGCCUGCUGAGAUCACACAUUCAACAACAGCAAAUCCACUAAAUGAUGCUAACCAUCCAACCGUCGCUCCCUCACCUCAGGAAUUUCCGACUUCCACUGCCAUCAUCGCAGUGUCUGUGGUUCUAGUUCUGCUUCUCGUUGCCUUUUUAUUCGCCGUCGCCCUACAGAGGAAAAAGAAGACACAAGUCUCAGCCUCAUCUCCAGCCCAGGCCCCACAAAGCUCCUCAAACCUCCAUGUGGUCCCAUGUCCUGUCUAUGAUUAUGAGGAGACUAAUGACAGCAGAUGUCUUUCUAACACACUUUACUCCACUGCUCAGCUACUCUCAACCCCCUCCGAGUUAUAUUCCAACACAGGAUUACCCACAGUUCCCUCUGAUUCUUCACAAAAUCUUUAUGCGACAGUACAACACCCAUCAGAUUCUCCUGAUCAGGACGUCUACUCCACAUCUCAGUUACCCACAAUUAUCUCUGAUUCCUCAGUCAGUGCUGCUCCACCGUCAGUUAUGAAAUCUGGUGAAAGUCCAACGUACGCAGCAGUGAGUUUUAACACCAGAUCUAAUGCUGCAGCUCCACCAGUGAUCUACAAGAACGAGAGCAACUCAUGUGACUACGCUACUGUUAAUAUUAAUGGAUGUGGCUAGUUAGCAUUCAUCAGAACGCUAAUCAUUCCGAGUUAUUUGUCAUUUGUAGCACGCAUUAUAUUACUUUAUACCACAGUGCUGUUUAGUUCUCAAAUCGGAUUGGUCAGAAGGUGCUGAUUCAUUUUCUAUAAGUACGCUGUUUUAUAUUUUAAUAUAUAUUUUUAACAUUUUAAAUUGUUGGUGAAUUGCUAUGGUAUGAGAAGAAUAUAACACCUGGGGCAUGCGCUUAUGUAAAAAUAAUCAACUUUGGGGGUGUAACAGUAACUCCACCUCAUCACACCACUCUGUCACUUUAGUAUAACAGUAACACACACACUGCUUAUUUCUUACUUUUUAUAUAAUUCUCCUGCUUAUCUACUGUGUUUAUUCUUCGUUUAUAGUUAUACAAACUAUUUCGCUAUUCCAAGUUUCACCAGUUUCAAGGGAUUUAUAAAAUCUGGGUUCAUUAGACUAUGUGUACUUAUUUCUUGUUAAGGUUUAUGUAGCUUUUAAUAGUAAAAUGUGUGGCAUGUUUACACUUCC
Ictalurus punctatus (channel catfish) is the source of this 1747-nucleotide messenger RNA. Its product is annotated as CMRF35-like molecule 9. The transcript is spliced from 7 exons. NCBI's taxonomy places the organism in Eukaryota, Metazoa, Chordata, Actinopteri, Siluriformes, Ictaluridae. Bases 131 to 1225 code for a protein of 364 amino acids. The record is from RefSeq and is a predicted model, not a curated record.